AAAGGCAACAACAAAGCCCCGACGCCGCCGCAAAAGAUACAUAUUUGGGCGGACAACUGCUGCCGAUAUCUUCACCAAUUGGUACCUUUUUUCCCUGAUCACCUGAUUCCAAUCAAACUUUUCUUGUCCGUUCUUGCUCUCGUCUUCAGUUCAUUUUCUCACAGCAUGUCCCUGCCAUCAGAGUCUCUUCUUCAACCUCAAAGCCCAUCCCAUCAGUGUAGUUUCAUGCUUGAAGAUCCUACAGAGCAUAUUAAAGUGGGUUCCUUCUACGAACUUGCUCAUUCCAAGCUUCCUCCUAAAUUCCCAGAUCAACUAAACUCAAUCCGGGUAGUCAUGGUGAACGAGAAGACUAGAAUGAGGGUGUCACUUAGAUUUCCAAGCAUCUACUCUCUCCGGGCCUACUUCCGUGAGACAAACUGUACUAAGCCGGAUGUAAAGAAGCUGCCGGCACUGGACGAGAAGUACAUUAUAGGAUCGGAGGUAGCAGCAGAAGCUCUUUAUCGGCGAAUUCCUCCUCAUGAAAUCACCGCGAAGAGAGAUUCGUGGCAUUUCUGGGCUGUUCCUUCGAUUGCUGCCGAGAAAGUUUCAAGCGCACCCUCUAAUUCUAAGCCUACAAGUACUGUUGUUUCGAAGAAGGGUUCUCUUUGGUCUGAGCUCAAGGGCACCGGGAUGCUCAAGUGGGGCCAGCGCCGGCAGGUCAGAUACUUGGCUCGGCAUGUCGAAGAUAAGCGUAAAAUGAUUUUUUCGACUAACGUUCCGGCCAAAGAAGAAGAAGAGGCAGGAGAAGAAGAAGAAGAAGAAGAGAACGCAGAAGAGGUCGCAAGUGACGAGGAUGAAGAAGAGAAAGCAAGUGAUGACGAGAAAGAAGAUGAUGUGAAGGCUGGUAAAUCACAGGACACCAAGACGAAUAGCAAGAGAAAGCAUCAUGGGUCCAUCUGCAACACCCAGAAUAAUAACAAAAGGCCAAAACGUGAAAAGAACAAUCAAAUUGUAGCUUGCAAGCAGAAGAAAAACAAAGUCCUCAAAAACUCCAUUGACAGAUGGUCAGCUGAGAGGUAUAAGUUAGCUGAGGUGAACAUGUUAAAGAUAAUGAAAGAGCAAGGUGCAGUGUUUGGGAAACCAAUUCUAAGGCCAGAAUUGAGAGCUCAGGCAAGGAAGCUAAUUGGGGAUACAGGUCUGCUGGACCAUUUACUGAAACAUAUGGCAGGGAAGGUGGCGCCAGGUGGUGAAGAGAGGUUUAGGAGGCGGCACAAUGCAGAAGGGGCAAUGGAGUAUUGGCUGGAGAAAGCUGAUUUGGUUGAUAUAAGAAGGGAGGCUGGGGUGCAAGAUCCUUAUUGGACUCCACCACCUGGGUGGAAGCCUGGUGAUCAUCCUUCUCAGGACCCUAUUUGUGCGAGGGAGAUCAGGGAUCUCAAGGAAGAGAUUGUUAAAUUGAAAAGGGACAUGGAGGAGCGGUUAUCCAAGAAGCAUGAGGAAGAACUAGUUAUUGUGACCCCGAUUCCUUCUGUUACUAGUCACAACAUGGAGAAUGAGAACUUAUUAACUCCACUGAAGGAAAUGUAUAUUGAUUUGGUGAAUAAGAAGGCUAAGAUUGAGGGACAAUUGAUGGAAAUUUCACAAUCCUUGUGUGGGAUGGAGGAACAAAUGGGGAAGCUAAAAACAGCCGUGGAGGAAGCAAACAGAACAGAAUCAUCUGAAAGACCAGCAUUAAUGGGAUUACCAGAAUCAACAUCACCAACAGGCACUCAGAGAGAAAGAAAAGAAGCGGUAAUGCAACAAAAGAAAGAAGCAACUGUAUCAAGGGAAUUAAGACAAGAGCAUAGUGUGGCAGGAAGCAAUAAAACCCCACCAACAGCAAAAUCACCAGCGCCAACAGAGGACAAAGCAGCAAAAAUAGAAAGGCUGAAGAGUGGGUUCCGGAUAUGCAAGCCCCAGGGGACUUUCCUGUGGCCAAACAUGGUGAUCUCAUCUCCUCAGGUCGUGGUCCAGCUUGAAGACCUCUUUGCUGUCCCCACACCUCCCUCUGUCUCUUCCACAUCAGCAACACAAUCCCACCUCCCUGCUCCUCCUUCUCAACACCAUGGUCCCAUCCCUACUUCCACUCUGAAGCCAUUAGCUGAAAAAAGACCUGUCACAGUUGCUCUAUCCACAGCUGUCACCAGACCAAUUCAUUCUCCUGGCAGCACUCAGUAUGAGAAUAGCAGCAUUAGUACUACAUCUGCUGCUAGCACUACUACUAGCACCAUAACCUCCCUGCUCAACCUCAAUGAGCCUCCUAGCAAUAUUCAAAAUGACAAUGGACUUAGUGGGUCACAGUCUCAUGUUCAGACCUCCAACUUUCCUGUCACCUACCAAAGACGAGGCCAUCAUGCUGUGACAGCCAUUGCUACCAUGCCAUGUUUGGAACCUGCAAAGAAAGAGAUGAACCAAUGGGAGGAAGGUAAUGAUGAACAAGAAAAGAAAAUGAUGAGGUACUGUGAACAGCAGCAACAGGGAUGCUGCUCCGCCUCUUCCACAUCUCCGUGCUUGUCAGUGGAAGUAGGAGCGUGGUUGGCUCUUGCUACUUCUAACCAGCCCUCGGAUAAUAAAUCUACAAGGGGUUAAAAAAGUACUAAUUACGGGAAAGUUCAUAUAUUUUGGUGUCAAUUACAGGAUCAUACAUUUGAGAUUCAAUUACAGAAUCAUACAUAUAUACUUUGAACUCCAGGAGGAUACACGCACCAGAGAUUACUUUUAUCUUUUUCCUAGAUGAGCCUUGAUACAUAUAUCUAUAUAUACACUUAAUGCAGGCUUGGUAGGAUUUAUGCCUGCUUUAUGGGGAUUAUGAUAUUCAUAUAUUUGUUAAAUAAUUAGUAAUGAUUUUGUUU
Messenger RNA from Hevea brasiliensis (rubber tree), 2867 nucleotides. RefSeq names its product protein DYAD. The record is from RefSeq and is a predicted model, not a curated record. Gene Ontology annotation, biological process: meiotic cell cycle; reciprocal meiotic recombination; meiotic sister chromatid cohesion. The transcript has 7 exons. NCBI's taxonomy places the organism in Eukaryota, Viridiplantae, Streptophyta, Magnoliopsida, Malpighiales, Euphorbiaceae. The annotation marks the transcript as partial.